Fraxinus pennsylvanica is the source of this 1371-nucleotide messenger RNA. The record is from the annotation of a GenBank genome assembly. NCBI's taxonomy places the organism in Eukaryota, Viridiplantae, Streptophyta, Magnoliopsida, Lamiales, Oleaceae.
AUGGAGGGCUCUGUGACCACAUCCGAGGAUCUCGGGGCCCCGGCAGAGUCUUGGGAGGUUGCUGAUGUCGACGCCAGCAUGCGCCGUCUCAUGCUGUCUUCUACAAAAAAUGAUGCUGUUUCAUCUGAUUCUUCCAGUAGUAAUAGGUCUGAGAAGGGUGAUGUUUCUCCUUCGAUUGGUGCAUCAGAGGAUUUGGUGAAUUCGGUGGAUCAGUUUCUAAGGGAGGCAUUGCAGAAUCCUCGUGAACGGCUCUCUGUUUUACGAAUCGAGCAGGAUGUUGAAAAGUUCAUCCGGGAUCCUACUAGAGAUCAGAUGGAGUUCCAACAGCUGCCUACUUCUUACUUGAGGUUGGCUGCACAUCGUGUAGCCCAGCACUAUUCACUGCAGUCUACAGUUUUAUUGGAUAAUCUGCCUGAUGGCUCUGUUUCCAGAAUUAUUGUACUCAAAACAUCUAAUAUUCGCCUUCCUUCUAUCCGUCUUGCUGACAUUCCUGUUAAUCUACCAACAGAAGAUGGUGGUGUUAAGGUUGCAAUCAAGCAAAGGCCGCAGAAAGGGUCACAAACCUUGAGUUCUAAUUCACAUUCUUCAAAAUCCAGUGGUUCUAAAAGUGUUGAGGAAAGAAAGGAGGAAUAUAAUAGGGCCCGAGCACGAAUAUUUAGUUCCAAUAGUUCUAGUGGGAAUUCGAGUUGGAUACCAGAAAAUGAGCACAGGACGAAGGAUAGCUUCCAGAAAGGUUCAUCCAGGAUAUCAAACAGUGAAGAGAGAUUUUUUCCAGGAGGUGGGUCUGAUCCUAUUCGUAGAAGUUUGUCUGAUUGUUCUACAGUUAGCAGUAGAUCACCUGUAAGUGGGACAGAGGAGCCAGGUGGUAGGUUCAAAACUAAUAAUAGGGUGGCUAUUUUUCGGGACCGUGAAGUUGAUCGUGCGGAUCCUGACUAUGACAGGAGCUAUGACAGAUAUAUGCAAAGAUUUGAUCCUGGUUUUGGAUAUAAUGGCGGCCCAUAUGCCAUUCAGCCUAUGUAUGCACCUGCCUUGAACUAUAACACUGAAUUUCCACAGCUUGGAUCAGGUCAUAGGCCUCUAAUCUCUACUGAACACCAACCUUGUCCCGUUCCCCAACGUCCACCUGGGCCAUGGGUUGCACCAUCAACUCCUGGUAUUGGGUAUGGUCCGCCAGAGACAAUGAUGGCUACAUUUAGUCCCAGUCAUGUCGGCGUGCGCAGUAACUCGGCUCUCUACUUUCACUCUGCUCAGUAUCCUUGUCAACACUCUGGAAUGCCAGUUAUCCAUCCCCAUGAAGCAAUUCACCAGCCUUUUCCACAGUCUUAUCAGCAGCGACAUGAUGCUAGUUUUGGAAUAGCCCAGCCCCGAUGA